AUGACCAUUAAUACACUCCGCAUGUUGUAUGGUAGACCAGAAGUAAUUCACCAAGUAAUGCUGCGUAGGUUAAGGGAGGAACCAUCUGUAAAGCCAGACAAAUUAGAAACCUUAGUAACACUUUCAUUAGCGGUACAAAAUUAUCGCGCUACAAUGCAGGCGGUCGGUCUAAACGAUUAUCUAAAUGAUCCAGUGCCAUUAAACGAGCUGGUAGCUAAACUGCCAUGUAACCAAAGGUUGAGUUGGGGCCAGCAAUGUAUGUCCCUGAGACGCGCUGACAUUGCUGCAUUCGAUGAUUGGCUUUUCGGUCUAGCCAUGUGCGCUCGCCAGGUCACUUCCAUCCAGACAUCAGCGAUAUCAUCGUGUAAUAGCAACGUCGAAGCAAAAAAGGGAAAUCGCGAAUCACUAAAGGGCAGAAUAAUGAUUCACGAUGUGGUUGCGAAAAAUAACGAGCAGAGUGUAAAGUCGAUAAAUUGCCUGAAAUGCGGUGCGAGCCAUACGCUGUCCGAUUGCUAUGAGUUUCGUGCCCUAUCGCAAAGUGACAGAUGGAAAUUUGUACGGGAAAAUAAACUCUGUUUACGUUGCUUCAAAAGUCAUUUCAUUCGUCGAUGUAAUUCGAAAAGGUGCUGUGGCGUAGAUGAUUGUAGAAUGGCUCACCAUCCACUGCUUCACAAUGGUACUUCGUUGACGAUUGGAAAACGACAACAAGCAACAUUAUACCACGAGUUGGGCACAGAUGCUGAUAAAGAAACGCAAAGGGCGCUUUUCAGGUAUGUGGAGGUUAUUUUACAUAGCGGUACCAAAGCAAUACGUACAUUCGCACUUAUCGACGAAGUAGCCUCCUGUACGCUAAUUGAGUCUCAAUUGGCGAACGAGCUUGAUUUAGAUGGGCCAGUUGAAUCGUUAUGCUUGCGUUGGACGGGAGAAAUUACUCAAAAUGAGGCAAAUUCCAAAUUUGUCAAUCUUUACGUUUCACCGAUUACAUUACCCUCUCAAAAAUACAGGCUUCGAAACGUUCGAACCGUUGCUAAUCUACUACUUCCUCAGCAGUCGCUGUUCAGCUCUACGAUUAGUAAGCACGCACACAUUAAGGGUCUGCCGAUUCGACCCUAUAAUAAAGCAAGAGCGCGAAUUUUGAUAGGUUUGGACAACGCUAAAAUAGGAAUCCCUAUCGAAAUAAGAGAAGAUAGGGGAUCCGACCUUAUUGCCGCAAAGUGCCGACUAGGAUGGAGUGUAUAUGGGCGCGAUAAAACUAACUGCGCUGAACAACCGAGAAUAUUGCAUACCUGCGAAUGUGAUACAACCAGAGAUGAUCGUAUGGACCAGCAACUGAAAACAUAUUUUUCUAUUGAUGCCAUCGGAUCAUAUGCACCAAUUAAGCCGUUGAUAUCUAAAGAUGAUGAACGCGCUCUUCAAAUCAUGGAAAAGACCACGCGCUUUAUCUCCGCUGAAAAGAGAUGGGAAACCGGGUUACUUUGGAAGCACGAAGCUGUCGAGCUUCCCGAUUCGCUGCCUAUGGCAAUCCGGCGACUCUCGUGCUUAGAAAGUAAAAUGAAGCGUGAUUCGUCAAUUCGUCAAUUUCUUAUAAACAAAAUACAUGAUUAUGAGAAAAAAGGGUACGUAUCUAAGUUGAACAAAAACGAAAUAAAAUAUAGCGCUAGGUCUUGGUAUCUCCCUAUAUUUACUGUUCUCAAUGCCAAUAAAAAGAAAACUCGAUUGGUUUGGGAUGCUGCAGCAAGGGUAAAGGGUGUCGGGCUCAAUGAUAUGUUGCUGAAAGGGCCCGAUCUACUUAAGUCUCUAUUGUGGGUACUGCUCCGAUUUCGCGAACGACGUUUCGCAGUUUGUGGAGAUAUACGCGAAAUGUUCCACCAGAUUAAAAUUAUAAAAGAAGAUCAAGUGGCGCAAAAAUUUCUUUGGCGAAACGAUGGCUCGUCUCGCGACUAUGAUAUCUACGUGAUAAGGGUUAUGACAUUCGGCGCUUCGUGCUCGCCUUCCUUGGCGAACUACAUAAAAAAUCGUAACGCUCACCGAUUUGCUGAUCUUCAUCCCGACGCCGAACGGGCCAUCGUUAGUAACACAUUUGUUGACGAUUGGCAUCAGAGUGCAGACUCUGAAAAUGAAUUGGCUUGUCUAGCAACUAAAGUUCGUUGGGUUCAUCAGGAGGGCGGAUUCCAAAUGAGAAACUGGAAAUCUAAUUCCAAACACGUACUAUUUUCAUUAGAUGCUGACGACGUUCCAGCCGCCAAAUGUUUUGAAGAGCCAGAAGCCGUUAUAGAAAAGGUACUAGGGAUGUGGUGGCUGCCAGUUUCGGAUGAGUUAACAUACAUUGAAAAUUUUCCAAAGGAAGUUUUUAAUGAAAAUACGAUCGUGUCGAAGCGACAAAUUUUGCGCACAAUAAUGACGAUUUUCGAUCCUAUGGGUUUGCUCGGUUUUGUCAUUGUACAGGCAAAAAUUAUUUUACAAGAUGUCUGGCGCUCCGGAGUAGGUUGGGAUGAACCGAUUAAAGAAGAAGAACGUUGCAACUGGUUUCGUUGGGUAAAACGCAUUCCUGCGAUCAACGGCAUAAGAAUUCCCCGUUGCAUUUCACUUGCCAGCGAAAACCAAAAUAAUCAGUUGCACAUUUUUGUAGAUGCAAGCAUAAAAGCCUACGCUGCGGUGGCCUACAUCCGGUCAGAAGUAGGUUCGCAAAUAUCUUGUUCACUUUUGGCUUCGAAAACUCGCGUUGCGCCAUUGAAGCCCACUUCCAUACCCAGGCUGGAGCUGUUAGCUGCUGUUUUGGGACUUAGGCUGGCAAAUGUUCUUAGCUAUGAACUGUCCAUUACAGUAAAUCGCAGAGUAUUCUGGACAGACUCCAAAAAUGUGUUGUUUUGGCUGCGAGCACAAGAAAAUACCAUCAAUUCGUGGCGCUGA
Molecule: messenger RNA, 2910 nt
Organism: Anastrepha ludens (Mexican fruit fly)
Lineage: Eukaryota; Metazoa; Arthropoda; Insecta; Diptera; Tephritidae
Exons: 1
Coding region: 1-2910 (969 amino acids)
Source: RefSeq, a predicted model, not a curated record